Bombus pyrosoma is the source of this 2643-nucleotide messenger RNA. RefSeq lists its product as uncharacterized. The transcript is spliced from 3 exons. Lineage: Eukaryota; Metazoa; Arthropoda; Insecta; Hymenoptera; Apidae. The record is from RefSeq and is a predicted model, not a curated record. Bases 1109 to 1507 code for a protein of 132 amino acids.
AGCAGAAAGAGAGAGAAAGAGGGCGAGAGAAGCCGAAGCAAGGUAUUCGUUGGUCGUCGAGACACGACGUGGCGACGUGAAUGCUAAAUAGAUCGUAGUGCAGUCGUUGUACGUCUAAAGUGCCCGGUUUAUGGACAUUUCUCGGAAAAAAUAGCAGUCACAGCGCAACGCAGCGAGGUGACCGGUAGUCGCUCACGCGCGAAAUGACGUUAACAAGUUGAUUCUCCGGUGUAAUAACUUACUACGUUUUAGGCAUUCGAUUUUUCAAACGUUCUCGCCCUCGUGUAGAUUGUCUCUCGCCGGUUUCGUGCCAGUCCUUUCACUUUGCCAAGCCACCGGGUGCUUUAUAGCCCCGCGUCCCUUUUCAUUUGCCUCUCCUCCUCUUCAACGAGAACCUAACUCCGCGUGAUUCGCGUUUUUCUUAGCGUCUCAAAUGCUACCUCGCACGAAACCUUCCUUGCUUCACGGCGUUGCUCGCGGCGCCCGUUUACCUCUGUGUCGGAUCAAUUGCGGAACAGCCAAACGAUUUACGAAUAAUAUCCCGUUGUCACGAAUUCACGAGGGAGAAUAUCCUCUGUGGAAAUAGAAAAGACUACAAUGUCGCUGUCGCGGAUAUCAAUCCUGGGUAAAUAAUUUCUGAGCUAUGGACGAACGACAAUAACGAUUUACGAGUUAUAAUAAAAUAGAUAUAAGAUUUCAAGUCAUAAAUUAAUUUAAAGAAUUCUUGGAAACAGAAGUUAAUGUUCAAGAUAAUUAUGUAAAUAACGACGCAACGAAUUUUUACAGCGACGAUCUAAAAAUACCAAUAAUCGUGUUUCGAUGUCUUAAUAUUCUUUCAUACGCAAACGCCUCUAAUAAUCCCGAGCAAUAAAAAUGUAGCAACAUUAAUAAAUGCGACUUUCGAAAUUCAAUUGUUACCAAUACUAUGACCAGUUUGUCAGCGAGAAAGUUUGCGAAGACGGAGAAAAGGGAAGAAAAAGGGAAUAUUUUUCGGCGGUAUCUCGAACGUACAUCGACGAACUGCCAACAAUUAAUCCGGACGGACAACGGCGUGGAACGGGACCGUAACUCUAUAUCGUAGAGGACCCCCCUAAGUUCGAGCUUAAAGAUGAAGCCAACAAGAAAGGGUGGUGGAGAGAGGACGACUAGUUGGCGGGAGCACCCGAUGGUGCACGAUGGCGAAAACACCCAGAGGCACAAAGAGUCGGUCGUUCCUGUACACCAGAGCAGAAACGGACGCAAACAGCCCGCAGGACAAUACAACCGGGUUCUAUCUGUGCUCUUUGUUCUUUCCGAUCAGCUACUGCCAGCCACCCAACGUUGCUUCCACUUCCCUUCCACCAGGAAGCGGACGACCUUCGCACUGCCACAUGUUCUGCCGUUUUUCAUGCAAACAGGAAGUUCACUGAUAUCCUUUCUGGCUUGUAAGUCAAUUCACGAUGAUGUAAUAAGGAGAGGAACGUCGUUUCUGUUGCUUUGCGAAAGAUUUGUUAUUUACGACGGAUAGGUGACACGACAGAUUUUUGUGACACUCGCAUAGGUGACACUCUGUGGUAAAAAUUAAGUGGUAAAAUAAGUUAGUAAAAUAUUUCGUACUUUAUGCCAUUUGUACUCUGAUAAUGGACGACGAUUUGUUCAGUACAAUAGAGAUGGCUACAUAUUUUCUGCGUGUCAAUGGAAGUUUGUUUUUUUGGAACACUCGAGUUACACCAUAGGGGAGAAGGCAAGUGACGUUUUAUUUGAGAACGAAUGUUGAUGGUUUCGUAGGAGUCUCUAAAACGAAGAGGAAAUCGGGAUCAGAUGGGGAUGAAGUCAUCACCGGUGGAGCGAAACAGCAACCCCAGCAGGGCCGUUGGUUCGGAAACAAUCACAUUAUACUUUGUACAUCGAGCUCUCUGUCUAUCCCUGCCACGAUACCACCCUUGUUUCGGGGUGGGCCAACGUAAUGUAAUGAUUCUUUAUUCCUUUAAGCUGGAAGGACUAAUGACUGCUGGACCCUUGAUGCAUUAAUUAAGUCACUUUCAACUCAAAGAUAUUACACAGGGUGACCUUUAAUCGCGUUGUAUUCAAUUUCAAUGUAAUUAAACACAUAUUACUCUCCUAAAAUAAUGUUAAAUUCAGCGACAAUAACAUUCAUCUGCCGUGCUUGUUCAUCAUCUAAAAACCACAAUUAUAUAGAAUAUCUGAGGUACUAGGAUUUUGUAAAAAAUAUUCAAAUUAAUGCUGCAUGAAAUGAGACAUUCCACAGCAGCUGGAAAUUUUAAGAGUUGCCUUAAAUUGACAUAUCGUCCAAUUGUGUUAUAUAAACCCAAUGGUAUCGGUGAAUGUUCAAUUCGUAAUAAAUUCCAGACAAGAGAAGAUGGGCCAAGGGUCAUUAAGCCUAGUAUUAUAAAUGCAUUAAAUACUGGAAGGCGAUGGGAUGAGUCAGAAUCCGCAGCAACGGGAAGCUGGAUUUCGGGAGGGUGGCAGGUGGCGCCAAUUUUACGGACCGACGGCUGUGACGGAUGUAACGAGACGCAGUUCUGUGCGAGCGUUCGUCACACGUGGUCGCUUCGCUGGGCACGAUGUCAUGGCUGAUUUUAUGGGAAAUGGGGGUGGAUGCUUCGUUCGCGAGAUCAAAAAUCAUCCCCUUGAACCGAGGAA